Cercopithifilaria johnstoni is the source of this 4464-nucleotide messenger RNA. Lineage: Eukaryota; Metazoa; Nematoda; Chromadorea; Rhabditida; Onchocercidae. The record is from the annotation of a GenBank genome assembly.
AUGGAUGAUUGGAGUUUGUUAAGUGAGGUGAAUGUAUUGGCGAAGUUGCCGGAACAAUUCAACGAAUGGUUGGAGUCAAAAAAAUGGACAGAAAGACGUGAUGCUUUGCAAGCAUUGAUAAAUGAGAUGGCUAAAACUCCUCGGCUUGACUCGAAAGUUGACUACUUUAACAUAACACAAAGCUUGCGAAAUGUUCUUGCAAAAGAUGCUAAUAUUAAUGUGUGUGCUCUCGCAGCGAAAUGCAUCACAGGUCUUGCAAAUGGUCUUCGAACGAAGUUUGCACAGUUUGCUACAUUGUAUAUCCCAGUCAUUUUCGAACGUUUUAAAGAAAAGAAGCCAACCUUACGUGAUCCUCUGAUUGAAUGUAUUGAUACGAUAGCACUCACAGUCAAUUUGGAUAUGUUGGUAGAUGACCUGUCCAGUUGCUUCGAUAAGCCAAAUCCACAAAUCAAACUGCAAGCAUGCAAUUUUAUUUAUCGAGUGAUGAAGAACCAUAGUCAAACAUCAGCACCCAAAAAAACCAUUAAAGUUGUGACACCAAUUUUGGUUAAGUUUACCACUGAUCCAGAUUCAGAAGUACGAGAAGCAGCAUGUAUUGGUCUUGGAUCGAUUAUGCGUCUAACUGGUGAUAAAGUAAUGAACACAUUCCUGGGAAAUUUGCAAGAGGACAAAAUCAAAAUGAAAAAGAUAUGUGAUAGUAGAGAUCAAGCUACCAUCGAAUACAAUGAAGAAGCAAAGCGAAAACAAGAAUCGCUACACUGUGGAAGUGCUUCAGUUCCAAGUGCAGAGGCUACUGCUGGUGGCUCUAUAGUUGCAGGCACCGAAUUAGCUAUGCACGAAACCGAUCCCUGGGAUAUGUUGGAUCCUGUGGAUGUACUUGCAAAGUUGCCAGGAAACUUCAUGGAAGGCACUGAUUCGAAAAAAUGGGUAGAGCGGAGAGAUGCGUUGCAAUCAUUACUUGCUCUUUGCACGGAGAAUCCGAAACUCUGCCCGAAGGCUAAUUAUGGAGAAUUCGUAGCCUUACUUAAAAAGAUUCUGGAGAAAGAUGCAAAUAUCAAUGUUUGCGCUCUGGCAGCUCGAUGUCUAACGGCAUUUGCAACAGGUUUACGUAAAAAAUUUGCGCAGUAUGCAACCAUGGUCGCACCAACAAUUUUUGAAAAAUUCAAAGAAAAAAAGCCGGUUUUGAGAGAUCCACUCAUUGAUUGCAUUGAUGCUGUUGCUGCUUCGACCACUCUGGAAGCGCUAGCUGAAGACAUCCAAACAGCUCUUGAUAAGCAAAAUCCUCAUAUUAAAAUCCAAACGAAUCUUUUUCUGUAUCGCGUUUUCAAACGACAUAAUCCGCAAACUGUCCCCAAGAAAGUUUUGAAGUCACUGGCCCCAAUAAUCGUGAAGCUCACUGGUGAUUCGGAUCCUGAAGUACGUGAUGCUUCCUAUGCUGCAUUAGGUGCUGCUAUGAAAGCUGUUGGUGAAAAGUCGUGUAUGGUUUUACUUGCCGAUAUCGCGGAAGACAAAGUGAAAAUCGCAAAAAUCAAAGAUUUCUGUGAGAAGGCUGUUCAAGAAGCUGGUACAGAUGUUGUUUCAAUUAUGGUACAAAGCAUGCAUAAAAGCAAUCUUGAAAAUGGAACAGGUGCUGGAAACGCUAAUUCGAAUCUAGCUUCACCUCUGAAGCCGCCAGCACCAGGUGUAGGAAAUUCGAAUGUUGGUGGGAAAGCGCAUUCAAAGGAAAUCACAAAAGAGGAUAAUACGGAAGAGAAGCCAUCAAAGUCAUCAUCUAAGAAAGAACUGGAAGCUGCAAAGGAACCUGAAGAAUCGAUAAAGACGAAGGAUGAGUUUCUGGUGAUUAAUAAAGACAAAGGAGUCAGGUUAAAAGAUGAAAGGAACCUUCGGGUUCUUAAAUGGAACUUCGAUCAGCCUGGUUUUGAGCAUGUAGAGCAGCUAAAAACAUUACUGGGUAAUGUCACACAGGCAUCUUUGUUAACAUUAUUGUUUAACAAGGAUUUCAAACAACAGCUUAGGGGAAUCGGCAUCCUACAAUCGUUGAUCACCGAUUGUCCAGAAUCUUUGAUAUCAAAUAGUGAUUUACUACUGAAAUGGAUUUCAUUACGAUUUUUCGAAACGAAUCCAACAGUUCUGCUGAAAGUACUUGAUUUAACUCAAGGAAUAUUCACCCUUUUGUUGCAAUAUAACGAGCCUUUUUCGGAACAAGAGAUGUACUCUUUUGUUCCAUAUUUACUUCUAAAGUUAGGAGAAGCAAAAGAUUCGGUGCGUACACCAGUACGUACUAUAAUCCAAUUGGUCACGGAAUUGGUCAGCCCUCCAAAGAUAUUUCCACUUAUAAUUGAGGGCUUAAAGACGAAGAAUUCGAGACAACGGACAGAAUGCCUGCAAGUUUUAGAGCAAUUACUUGAUACAACGGGAAUGGCUGCAACUACAACACCAGCUCAAUCUUUGAAACAAAUCGCAGCGUGCAUUGAUGAUCGUGAUAAUAAUGUACGUAAUGCGGCAAUUAAUGCUAUCGUAGUAGCUUGGAAAGAAGAAGGUGAUCGAGUUUUUCAACUUAUCGGUAAAAUGAAUGACAAAAGUAAAGCGAUGUUGGAUGAACGUAUAAAACGAAGUGGUGUGGUUUCGAAGGCGCGAGGGGGGCCGGAACGAGUUGGUACCUCAACCAAACGUAAUGCCAAUAUUUCUGUUGGCAUCAAAGGAAGGGGACUAAGAAGUGACCGGUCAUCAAGUAGGAUAGGUAGAAACACUCACAGAAGUAGCAGCAUUUCUCGUGAUUCCAGUCCAGUUGAAGAAAAAGAAAAUAAUCGCACGUUUACAAUGCAGAGAGGAGAUAUCGCUGAUCAGGUUGAUGACAAUGAUGGGACUCGUAAACGUUUCGCUUUGAAUUUAGAUCUUCUGAAGCUUGACGAUAACAAUGGAGCCGUGGAAUAUCCCGAAAUUGAUAUCAAUACGUUGGAAAUGUUGGAACCGAUUGAACCAGCCAUCCGUAAGCGGAAACAUGUACCACAAUAUUCAGAUCGGGCAGAAUCCGUUAGUUCAUUGACCUCGUUGGAAUCUGCAGCAGGCGAUGUAGACAAGGUUGUGCAUGGUGUGGCUUCAAUGUCACAAGCGACUGCAACAGCAGCUAUUAGUCAGCUACAAUUUUUAUUCGGUGACCCGAGUAAUUUUCGUUAUGUUGCCGACAGAACUGACGCUGUUGUACAAGCCAUUGUAACGCAGUCGUCCAUUAUACGUAGUCGUCAUCUUGAUGAUGUAAGCGCGUUGGAUGAACUAAACGAGCUUGUCCGAACAAUAUGCCAUUUUUUAAGCUCGCUUAUCAAAGAAACAACAACAUGCUCACGAAUUUCGUCUGAAGCUUUAAAAAUGCUUAUACAAGAGUUCCUCUAUCUUUUAAAAGAUGAACGAAUGGAACAACUAAAAGAUAUUCAAUCUAUAUUUCGUUCACUUAACUACUUAUCAAUUCGAAUAUGCGAUAACGCUGAUCCAACUGCUUGUUUUCUUGCGCUUUGUUCAAUGUUAACAUCUGCUUUACACGAUCCGCGGAAUAAAACUAUCGAACUCAUAAAUAAAUGUAUUUACAAACAAUCUGAGCUAUUCCUCCGCGAUGUGCCUAUGAAUUUGGAUGAAAUCGUGAAAGCAAUUCAUAUUUUCAUGCAGGAAUUCCGUCCUCGAGUGGACGAAAAUAAAAAUAUCAAAAAUUCCAUGCAUUCAAUGGAAUUAUGUAUACAGCGUUUGGUAGCAGGAACGAAAUCAUCGGUAAUACAUCAUAUUGGAGAAAUAGCGAAUCCUGAUUCAAGUGAGGCUGUAAUUUACAUGAGGAAGUGUGUUCGUGGCUUGCAAAACAGGAGUAAUCAAAAUAGCCUAGCAUCAUCAGCGUAUGGAGAACUGCCAGGGCAGGUACUUUCUUCCAAUUAUGAGGAGUCAGUACGAAAUCUGAUUUCGAAAAUUAUUGAGAAUCCAUUUGGAAAGGGCUUACGGCUUUUGCAUACAUUUCUGAAGAUGAACCCGGAUGCCCGGAAGAUCCUGGAAGAGGAGCUAAAAAAACAUUUUCGAAUGCGGGAUUUCAUCACUCUUCAUUUGAAAAAGAUGGAUUUAGAAGAUCGUGAGACACCGGAAGUCACUGACGAACUGUAUAAUGUAAUGGAAUCUAUUCGUGCACAUCGUGAAGCAUUGUGUAAUUAUCGACAAACAGGUUGGUGGACUGGCAGUGCUGUUGGCGCUGUAGUUGCAUCAACCGAUGAAAAUACAAAGCCAGUGGCUGUACGUCGUUCAUUCCAAAGGCGAGUUUGCUGUUCAUUUUUUUCUAUAGUUGAAUACUCUAUAUACUUCCCCUAUAGGCAACCUUUGGAAGGGGCACCAGAAAAUGAAUUGGUUACACCGAUACAUACAAAACCCAAACUUACAGUCAGUGAUGUGGAACCACUGAAGCAACUACUGAAUAUGCGACGACAGCAGCAGUAA